GUCUAGAACUACGCUUGGAGUCGUAACAGUGAAGCACUAUACUUAACAACGAAUCAAUUUGCAAGUUCUGGUUCUGCGUGAUUGAAUCUCAAAGCUUUUCUGCAAUGCUUUAUAAAAGCUACGCCAACGGGCCUUCUUAGCUUGAUAAACAUACGGAAAAGGGUAUACCAGCAUGGGGAGUAGAUGCCCCGUGCGCUUAUUGGCCGCACGAUAAUGAGGUUGGGCGUCCUGCCGGGGAUCGCAGAUGAAACCGGCGGAGCCACAGGAAGACCUCAAGAAGGCCUCUUUCGAUGAACCUGCCAAGUUCAGGAAGCAUACAGCGCUGAGCGCAAUGAAGGCGAGCGACUCUUCGUUACGGUCCCUUUUCAACCUCAGCAAACCGGACAAAGCCCUGUUCAAUGGUCUCUCCCUGCGGGAGGACGGCGCGCAGUACUACCUGCGGGAGGAGAUCCGCGCGGCUCGCGACUCGGUGACCUCGCUGGAUGGGGCGGUCUCGUGCGCACAGAGCUUCCGGGAGAAGGCCACGAAGCUGCUGGAGGAGGCUCACCGGGCGCUGGGCAGGCUGGAGCAGGCGUGGGCCUACGGGGACGAUGCACGGGAUCUGAUCACGAUCGCCUGCGAAAUUAAAUGCGCGGCGCGGCGGGGCAUCACGCUGGUCGACGUGUACGGCAAGUACAGCACCAUGGUCAAAAUCAUGACGCUGUUCAUGCGCUCCUUCAUCCACUCCAAAUUCGACAAGCAAAUCGAGCACCUCAAGACCCUGAUCCCGCCCGCGGAGCUCAUGCGUGGCGCCGCCAACGCCGGCCGCCCCACCGGCGUCAGCUCUCCUACCCAUCCCGACGGCGCCGCUGCCGCCGCCAGUGCUGCAACCCUGCCCGCCAGCACCGGUCUCUCCCCACCCGCCACCAGCACAAGCAGCGCUGCAUCCGCAGCCCCAGGUUCCCUCCCGCUGCCUCCCAUGCCACCAGCCCAGCCGCAGCCCUCCAUGCAGCCCCCCUCCUCCCAGGGCCUCAGUCGUACCUCCGCCUCGCACCAGCAGCAGCUCCAGCCGCUGCCUGCCACGCCGUACUCCACGGCGCACCACCUGCCGUCGGGGCCGCUGGUGGGCAUGCUGCUGCGGCCCAGCAAGCACGACCGCGUGUAUGCCAUGGCCUACGUGCCGCCGGCGCAGGCACCGGGGGAGCAUGUGUGCAUUUGGUGGUCGGCGGGCCAGGCGCUGGAGUACUACUCGGAAGCCACGCAGUCCACGACGGGCUUUACGAUUGAGAAGCCCGCACUGAACGUGACGGCGCUGGGGAUCGAUGACGACGGCAACGUGUGGACGGGGCAUGCGAAGGGGCUGGUGCGCGUGCGGCCGAAGCAGCAGUGGGGGGUCAUGGUGGAGGAUAAGGCCUUCUCGUCGGCGGUUAAGGCCAUCACAUUUGACCGUGCGGGGCGCGCAUGGAUUGGGGAUGAUGACGGUCGUAUCAAGGUCCUCGCCUACGACUCCCGGGCCGGCCGGCUGGUAGCCGUUGCCUCGCUGCAGCGCUCCCCCGUGCUGUUCGCAAAGAUGAAGGGCGCCCUGGCGGACACCACUCGCUUCUUCGGCAAGCGGCACGGCGGCUCCAGCAGCACCAGCACCGGCUCGCCCAGCUCCGCAGCUGGGUCCGCAGGCGCUGCUGCUGCGUGCAGUCCGCCGAUUGAGGGCCCUGUGCGCUGCAUCUUUGUGCGCGGCGGGCGCGCGUGGGCCAGCGGCGGGCGGUCCACUGGGUGGCUGCAGCUCUGGGACGCCAUCUCCUUUGAGGGUGUGGACGUCUACGACUGCAACGGCUUCGGCCCCUGCAACGCAAUGACCGCCCUGCGCUGGCCCUCCUCCGGCCGCUCCUCCGACGGCCCCUGCCUCCUCCGCUCCUCGGCCCAACGCUACCCGCCCAACAGCGAUGACAGCACCCACCCGCAACCCGCCACUUCCUCCAUCACCACGGCCCCCUCCUCCUCCUCCGGCUCCUGGCGCCUGCUGACCGGCCAUGAAAACGGGCAGCUGCUGCUCUGGCACCCUGAGCACAACUCGCUGGCGCCGCUGCUGCGUAUCGGGGAGCCGGGCAGCCCCUGUCGCGGCAUCGCUACAUUUGAGGCCUUCCAUUUGGUCGCCACGGGCCAUCAGAACGGCGACCUGCACCUGUUCGUGCAGCCUACGUUGGAAAGCGGGUUGCCGCCCGGCUCCAACUCGGCGUCACCGUCGUCGUUUGGCACGCUGCGGCCGCGGACGGUCACCGUCCAUGCGCACAAGAGCCGUGUGGAGCGCAUGAUCCACUCCGCCAACUCCUGCGUCACCGGCUCCUGUCUGGGCACCAUCCGCCUGUGGCACGCAGCCGACCUGGCGGCGGAGGCGCACCGGCAGGGGCUGCUGUCGCAUGCAACGUCGUACUCCUCGCUGCAGGCCAUAGCUGCUGUGGCGAGCGCGGGUGGUGUUGGCGGCGGCGGGGCCGGUGGGGGUAUCAAUCCGGUGACCAGCCUGCAGCCGCUGGGGUCGAGGUACACGGCGACGUCGAGUUUAGGUGAUGUCCAGCUUACGCAACCGCAGUACGGAACAUCCGCUCAGUUCCACCACGACUCCGUCAAGCGGCUGGGUUCGGUUUCGGAGCUCAGCCAGUGCACCACCACUGGCACCCCCACCACGGCAGGCGGGCAGGGCGGCAGCGCCAGCGGCUCCAACACCGCGCCCACCAUGUCCGCAGCGCUGUCGGCGGCGCUGUCGCAAUCCUCCAUGCAGUUACAGCAGCUGCAGGCGGGGGGUGUCGGGGGUGGUGCGGCCACCCACGCUCUCAUGGGGUUGGGGUUGGGGACGCGGCACACCAGGCAGCCUUCCAAGGACAGUGCGGAUGCGGGCGGUGGAGGGGGCACGCUAACACACCAGAGCAGCGGCGUAACCGCCGACCCGGGCGGUCCCUCCCAGCCACUGCAUCAGCAGCAGCAACCACUAGCCAGCCAGGCCGCCGCCGCCUUCCCGCACUUCCAAACCAUCGACGCCUCGGAGCUCAGCUUGCAGAAGAUCAUCGGCAAGGGCGGGUACGGCACGGUGUGGCUGGCGGAGUGGACGGGCUGCCAGGUGGCUGUGAAGGAGCUCAUCGGGCUGCAGGGGGGGCUGGGGGCGGACGACAAGGAGUACAUCGCGCUGAUCAACGAGGUGACGCUGCUGGGCAGCCUUAGCCACCCCAACAUCAUGCGAUUCCUGGCGAUGUGCAUGGACCCUCCCAAGAUCGUGAUGCAGUACUACCCGCACGGCAGCCUGUUCGACCUGCUGACCCGCGGGGCGCAGGGCAACCCGCGGGCCAUCAAGGACCUGAGCUGGAGCAAGCGGCUGGACAUGCUGCGUGACGUGGCGGCGGGCAUGCAGUACCUGCACAGCCGCAAACCGCCCGUCAUACACGGAGACCUGAGGUCUCCCAACCUGCUGCUUGACCUGACCAUUGACAAGGACCGGCCGCGCAUGCACGUCAAGAUUGCGGAUUUCGGGCUGGCACGCAUUGCCACCGGAGCCAGCGUCAUGGUGUCCAAGACGACCAACCCGCGCUGGUUGGCACCGGAGGUCAUCAAGAACAGCUCUGCGGGCAAGGCAGCAGACGUCUACAGUUUCGCCAUCAUCAUGUGGGAGAUGCUGACGUGGCAGCGGCCGUACGAGGACAUGCAGUCCUACCAGGUCAUGUACUCCACCGUCACAUGGAACUCGCGGCCCGAGGUGCCGCCAGAGUCGCAGCUGCCGGGCGGCCCGGGCGUGACGCUGCGGGCGUACCUGGAGCUCAUGGAGCGCUGCUGGCACUCGGAGGCCGGCCAGCGGCCCUCGUUCAAGGAGAUUGCGGAGCAGUUCCAGGUCAUGCAGCACGCGGAGGCGGAGGCGGCCAGGCAGUCCCGCCAGAACGCGUCUCUGACCGCCACUCCGCCCCCGCCUUACGGCCGGCGCUCCCGCGGCCCCAGCGAGACGGGGCAGCCCGCAGCGGCGCCAGGAGCUGGCGGCGGUGUUGCUGCUGCUGAGGGGUCGGGAGGGACGGAGGCUCCUGUCGCGGCGCCUGGUAGUGGAGGAAGCAGCGGCAGUGGCCCGACUGUGGCGGCAGCUGCUGGCGGCGCUGCUGUUGCGGUGCAGCGACGGGCCGCCGGCCCUGCCGUGGCCGCCUCACCGUUCGCGGGCGCAGCUACGGCUUCCGUAGUCGCAGCGGCAGUGGCGGAUGGCGAUCCUGGUGUCGUGUCUGCCGCGCCGCUAAACAAUAACACUGGGGUCAGCUAUGCGCAGCCGCAGCAGCCGCAGCAGCGGUGUGGCAGCAUCCUGCCGCUUUACGCGAUGAGCCCAAUCCUGGAGGAGCAGAUCUCCUCGGGGACGCAGGCGUCGGGUGCCGUUGCGGCCAUGGCCUCCUUGGUCGCAGCUACAGGCAGCAGCUGCUUGGCCCCUUCAGGUGCCGCGAACGGGGCUGCUCUCAGCCCAGCUCCUCCUGCUACCGCAGCUCCUAGCUCGGCAUCGGCGCCCUUCCUGCCGUUGGCUCCGCUGCAGCCACAGCCGCAGCCACAGCAGUGCCAGAGCCCCUUUACCAUCGCUGCUGUCCACGCCCAACACCCUCCCCCUCACCCGCAUGUGCACUUUGCGCCCAGCCCGUUCGCAGCGGCGGCGGAAGUCACCGCGCAGCCCUGCUCCUCGCCGUCCUCCCCCUCGGCUGCAGCGCGCCAUCAGCAUGCAUCCGGCGCGGCCCGCACCUGCCCGCCCUCCUCGGCCUCAUCCACCGACAGCGGUGCCUUGCACGCUGUCGGCGGCGGAUGCAACCCCAACGGCGCGCCUAGUACGGCAUCCUCCUCGCGCCAGUCGUCUACAUCCACGUCUGGCAAAGCUGUGGGCGCCGCUGCCGCCGCUGCUGUGGCCGCAGCAGCUGCAGCUGCGAAUGGCGGUGGCAGCUCUGGUGGCGGUGCGGGUGCGGUCCGUCGCAUAGGUGCAGGGGCUCCGGGGGCGGCUUCCCCGCCGCCAAACCGUGCAGCUGCCUCCGGCGCCAGUACCCCUCGGGCUCAAGGCGGCGGCGGCAGUAACGGCGCAACACCGGCCUCGGCUAACGCUCGCAGCACAGCACCCCGCCGCGGCGGCGCGGCCAUGGGGGCGGCGCACGCAUCCCCUGCUGAGGAACCCCCAGCCGCCGCCAGCUCCUCCCCAGCGAAUAACACGGUGUGGGAGUGUCAGUCCGUCCCGGCAGGCGGCAUCACCGCCCUCAGCCCCUUUGCCGCCAUGUCGGCCGCUCAAUUGCAUGAGCUAGGCGCGGCCGCACCCCCUCCGGAAGCCGUAGCUCGGCCGCCGGCCAUGACCGUCUCCGCACCCGCGCCGCCCUUCAGCCCCUUCGCAGCUGCAUCCCAGCUGCACCCUGGGGGCGCUGCCGCGGCGACGGCCACGGGCACCGCCCGCGGUGGCGCUGGUCCCUCGGCUGCUGGAAACGGCUCAGCACCUGCCAGUCGCGCCGGCUCCAGCCGGCCUGGCGCUGCUGGCAUGAGUCAUGCCGCCUCAGCCGCAAGCAACCUAAGAGGACGCAUGCCCGGCCCGUCUUUCGGCCCGGCGCCCUCGUACCGUCCCAACACCGCGCAUGCACAAGGCCCGACAGGGCGCAGCAGCACAGCUACGCCCGGCCAUCAUUCUCAGCCCGGAACGCCGCCCCACCGCGGUCUGACGCACUCCACGUCCAACGCUCGUAGCACCGGCGGCGGCACCCCGGCUGGCCGCACCACCGGCGCCGUCGGAACUGCUACACGGCACACGCACAAUGGAGACGGGCUGGACAGCGCUGGCAGUCGCACACCUACCUUGGUCAGCCGUACGCCUAGCGUGUCUUCAACGGCUGCGGCAGCAGCAGCAGCGGCCGCAGCUGCGGCUGCUAGUGGCUACAACACGCCUUACUCCGCGGCUGGUAGCGGUGUGGAGUUCCCAGGGAGCCAUACGGAGUCACCCGCCUCCCAGCCUCGCCAGGUGUACUCCGCGGCGCACCCGCAUGUGGCCAGCACCGGCGGAGCGGCAGGUGGGAUGGAAGUUCACGGCAGUGCCGGUAAGCUGGGCCACCGCCGUACACCCUCUGGCGGUAACUCGCCAGGAUUCGGUUGCGGAGGCGGGUACGGCAGCGGAGGCGGCGGCGGUGCGACUGCGGCCGGCGUCUUUGCCCGUCGCAGCCGGGAGCCCCAUCGCGACGUUCCGUCUCCCACAACCUACACGACUGUUUCUGGCACGCAUCCUCGUACGCCGGUGGCGGCAGCCCGCUGCGGCCGGGCCUCCCCACGUGUGGCAGGUUCCAGUCCCAAUGCCGCCGCCGCCGCCGCCGCCAGCACCACCACUGCUACAGAGCCGCGGGCAGCUGCAGCCCCACGCGACGCCCGAAGGAAUCCUGCAACAGCAGCAGCAGCAGCCAGCGCGGGCGGGACGGCAGCCACCGGCAGCAGUCCCUCGGCGCCCUCCUCCUGCCACCUCAGUCGUCUGGGACACGGAGCCAGCGGCCGGGCACCCGCGUCGCCCCGUGUCGGCGCCCGUAGCGGGCCGAGUGCCUCCUCCUCGACGCAUGGCAGCAGCGGCGGAGUCAUCACCUCCACCACGGCAGGUGGCGGCAUGCCCGUACCCUCACGUAACCCCUCCCUGGCGCAUGGCGUGGCGCCUGGCCUGAGUCCGCUGCCGCCCGUACGAACCUCGACCUCCCGAUCGCUGGAUGAGGCGAACCUUCGCCGUCUGGGCCUCUGCAACGAUGCCUCGGGCUCGUCGCCGGCUGUCUCGGUUGAGCAUUCGCCGCGCGGCGCUACCUGCUCGGCAGCCGGCGGUGGCGGGGGCAACGGUACUGCGAGCCCUUUCGCUUUGGCAGCAUGGGAUGACGGCUUGGGCAUGCGCAUGAGCCCGGAGACGACGACCGAACUCCCGGACUGCUGCUUGCGUCAUUUCGGGGAGCAUAAAUACAUGCAACAGGAAGCGGGCAGGUCGGCGUCGGGAGCCGUGUCCCAUGGGUCGCACAACGAGUCUGCAGGGCUCUUGCAAACUGGAAGCGGGCCAGAUGCAAGUGCGCUUUCAUCGCAGCGGCUGGGGGAUGCUCUCAGUGGCAGGUCGGUAGCUGCAACCACCACCGUAGCAGCCGCUGCUGCUGCAGCGGCAUGGCAGCCUCCGCCGCUGCUGACGGGCAGCCCGUUUGCAGCAGCGGCGUAUGCUAGCCCCUUCGCCGCAGCUUCCACGGCUGCGGAGGACAUGGGCGCAGACACGAGUGGGCUUGAGUGCAGGCAGUCGGACGAUGUGACGGAGGCGCGCACGUCGCCAGUAGCACCCUCAGCGUUGCAGGCGGGUAACACCCUCGCAGGCGCAUCCCCGAACCACUGGGCGGUGUCAGGCUUCGGCUCCUACGCGCCGCUUGACACCGUUUCGGGUUCGGGACAAGGCCAAACCAGCAUUGCUGCCUUUGUUUCCUCGCCGCCGCGGCCGCAGCAGCAACGGGAGGCCUGGGGCGCCGCCUCCGGCACUGCUCAGCACGGGGGCCCUUCGCUUGCACACGGCGCCGCGCAACAUGUAGCUGCCUCACCGGCACGCCUCGCAAGCCCCUUUGCGCAGCAGGCGGCAGACGAUACGGCUUGGUAGGUUGCGGGGAACUAGGUAGAGGGGCGCUGUGCCUUGGGAGCAUGUAUGUAGGAGCAGGUCAUUAGGGGGUUACGUAAACGGUUGCCAACAACGGUGUUUGGCAACGGCCCUUGUAGCAGGCUGCUGUAGAAGCUUUAGGUGAGCUGGUGUGGCGGCGUUACCCUGACAGACGUGCGCUGUCGUAGUGACAGUGAUACCGACAGGUGGUUGAAACCAAACUGAGACGGUCCUGAAGGUCGAAGUUGUUGGGGUGCGAGUCUUGUGAACGUGCACGGGUGGGUUGUUAGGAGACACAGACUGACAGGCGGGGGCGGGGGCAGGGGUUGAUUCGGGUUGCACUUGGGGAGCGUGUUUAUGUCGUCUAAAUAAUGCACCAGAGCGCAUUGCACCCUGGCUUUCUUACAGAACCCUAGGUCGGAGUAAAGAUGCAGAGUGAUCGUUGUUAAUGAACAGCGGUGGUCUGUGUGAGUAUAUACGUGGACACUAGUACUGAGCGUGAUUCAAUGCUGCUGCAGCGUACACUCGAAUGGGUUUAUCUUUGCACGCAUUCCGGCAACAUGCCGAAGCGAUACAUGUUUGACACGUUUCGUUGCCGCAGGGGGCUUUGCUCCCUCUAGCCUGGCACCGCACUUCCCCAACAAGUGAAGAGCAUUGGUCUGAGCUACGACUGUGGUCACAGAUGCGUUGUGGGUCGAUGUUCUUGUGGGUUAUUUCUCAGUGGUUUUCGUAUUAUGGUAGGAUCUACAUGGCAGCGGCUUAAGAGUCUCGCCCGAGCCUUGCUUUCCACAAGGCAGUGCGCGACCUAUGUGCGAGUUGCUUUGUCUCCACUGACGGUUUGUGGGCGUCUGCAGUGGAGGGGUGGGUUACCUUGGACCUUGGGACUGGUGUUGCCUCAAACAGUCAAACUGCUGCACGGUAAGCUGCCGGGAAAGGCAGCAGAUCGCCAGGUCACUAGGAGAACAGGGGUCAAUGGUCUGGGUUACGGAGCUGAAAGGAGGCCGUGCGCCGCCGGGGAACCGUCGUGAGGAAAAGAAGGGCCGUUAGGCUGGGUUAUGCACGGCUGGUACAGACUACUGCAUUGCUCUUCCGAAGUCAUUCAAGGAAGAGGCCCCUGUGCUCCGCUAUGCACGUGUGGGUGGCUCCUGUUUGGUGUCGCUGCACUGCUCAAUGGCGCUAGGAGGUGUUGGGCAAGUUCUGCACCUGGACGGUUGCCGCAACAGGCUUGUCCUCGUUUGGCGCGGUAUGCCUGGAUAUGAUGUGGACCUUUAGGUCACCCUCAAAGCCUGCGGUAAGUUGUGUACAUGGCGGCUUUGGAAGGGUUCGGUAGUCCUUGGGAGGCCUUCGGCUCAUUGGCUGGCACUGGAUGUUGCAUACGGAGCUUGAGACAUUUACGCUGUGACCAUGCUUUCCCUAACGUUGUGUGCCAAAGGGUGCUGCGUGUGCGCUUUUUGACUAGGUCCUUCUGAAGCUGUUGACCCGAACCCUUGCUGAAUGUGACUACGCGACAUGACUAAAGGUACCGGUACCCUUUAGCCCAAAUUUUGUUAUGGGCGAGCGAACAUGUGGAAUGAUGGCGAUUGACGUCUAGCAAACGGGGCAUGUGCAAUGUAAUUUCCCUGGGGCAGUAGUUCAAUUGAUGUCGUACAUUUAAUCGCUUUACAAGAGUAGCCAGCUCUUCCUCCCAGUAACAGUGCUUACGGUAGGAGAAAUGUUGACCAUCGAACUGCAGCGCACAGUAAGGCCUUCAGCCUUUGGCGCGGCUCGACCGCGCCUCAUCAUUCCUCGACGACUAAAUGCUGUUGCGCGCCGUGUACCAACGAUAGCUGUAAAGGCUUCUGUAGAACCGGCUGUUACUGUCCCGAAAACGGUUAAGCCCGAACAAGAUGUGCCUGGCAUGACGGCGUUUCUUGAUGGCCUGAAAUGGGACAAAAACAACCUAGUAGCAGUCAUUGUACAGCACGUCGACACGGGGGAUGUGCUCAUGCAAGCGUUUGCAGACAGGGCUGCGAUCAGUGAAACCCUACAAACCGGCCUCGCCACCUUCUACAGCCGCUCCCGGGGCGGUCGCUGGUGCAAGGGCGAGACCAGCGGUCACUUCAUCAACGUGCACAAUGUCUUCACGGAUUGCGACCGCGACUCGCUCAUCUACCUGUCCGACCCCAUCGGGCCCUCCUGCCACACCGGCGCCAGGAGUUGCUGGUUCCGCGAGGUCCAGCUGCCCUCCGAGAGCGCCUCCCAGCCCGCCCCCCAGGUGGCUCAGGCGGGCGCCCACGACGCCGCCGACCACGUGCCCCGCACCACCCUGCUGGCGCUGGAGCGGACCAUAGCGCUGCGCCGGGCCGCACUGGCGCUGCCGUCGGACGGCUCCAAGCCCUCCUGGACUGCCCGCCUGCUCAGCAACCCAGAGCUCCUCUGCAAGAAGAUCCGCGAGGAGGCUGGCGAGCUGUGUCAGACGCUGGAGGCCGACGAGGGGCGCGAGCGGGCCGCCAGCGAGAUGGCCGACCUGCUCUACCACGCCAUGGUGCUGCUCAACCUGCAGGGUGUCGAGAUGGAGGAGGUGCUUCGCGUGCUGCGGAAGCGCUUCACGCAGUCGGGCAUUGAGGAGAAGGCGUCUCGGCCGCCCAAGCAGCACUAGAGCGGCAGUGCGAGCGUGUAGCAGUGACAGUGGCGGUCGCAGUGUGGCCGCAGCAAUGGCAGGGGAAUAACAUGAUGUAGAGGGUAAUUGGUGCGGUUUGUGGGUGUAUGGGUACGGAUGUUCAGGAAUGGCAUAUCGUGACUUGUGCGUGCGCUAGCGAGACAUUCUCUGGUGUGGUAGCUGAAUGUUACACACUUGAGAGGUUACACCUUCCCGGUACCUGUUUGCGUAGGCGUUGUUGGAAGGGAUGGCUUUCUGAGGUUAUGUAUCAGCAGAUAUUUGAGGGUUGCUAGCAGAGGGCCUGACAAGGCAGGCUAUUUGUUUACAAGGUUUUCGACGCUGACAUACACAGUGUCCCAGUCACUUCAAGGCUUCAUAUACACCGAGUUAAUGGCGGUCUGUGAUGAAACACCUAAUCCAGUCUUUACAGCAGUACGACGAAAGAGAAUAUGAAGAAUCGGGCAAUUGAGAUGAACUUGCUAAGUAACACUCACGAGAGUCAAACGCGUACGACGAAGCUUCCUUCUCUGCAAGGACUACAACCUUUUACCCACUCUGCCGCUGCCGCUGCAAAAAACCACUUCUCAGGUGCACAUCCGGGUACACUCUCAAACGCUAUACCACACCAACACUCCUCUCGGAAUACAUAUUCUACACACUCCGCUCACAACGCUCAUUACUCAAUGUGUUAGACUACAAAGGCGACCACUCACCUCCCCAACGACCAAACCCCUCUACACCCCUCACAAUCACAACAAGGCCGACCCACGGGUCACCUCCACCGCCAGCAGCCCCAC
Molecule: messenger RNA, 11032 nt
Organism: Astrephomene gubernaculifera
Lineage: Eukaryota; Viridiplantae; Chlorophyta; Chlorophyceae; Chlamydomonadales; Astrephomenaceae
Source: the annotation of a GenBank genome assembly